CAGGGGGAAGGGCAUAAAAGACUCCAGUUCAUUCUGAGUCUGGAAAAAGUUUCCUUCAGAAUGACAGCCAAGGCAUUUUUGCUCCUCUGCUUUGUCAUGGGAUCAUCUUCCAGCUCUGUGACAGGAUCCAUGCCCUAUGGUGGAAAAGCCAUUCAGGGGCUCAGCAAAGAUGCAUACAGGGCAGCGGGUGCCACGGCCAGCCAAGUGACGCUCCUGUCCAGAGGCAGCAGCAUCGCCCGAGAGAAUCACACGGAGCAUCGGCCGCUGUCUCCAGGCGACUGCCAGCGGCCAAAGGUUGCUGACAUCCUCUUGGCCACCUCGGAGAAAAAGAAAAGGGCCAAAUUCUCAGUAGAAAACAAUACAGGGCUGAGAAAAGAGUCCAGCCGACAUGGCAGGACCCUGGCUCCCGAGAUUCACCUUGAGGGGCUCUCUCCCGCCUCCUUCGACUUCAGCCAGGCAAACCGAAUGCACAGCGACAGGCUCCAGGCCGGGCCUGGUAACAGCGCGUCGGCACGCUUCUACCAUGCGGCACCGUCCCAUCGGAAGGACAGAGCCAUCACUGAGACGCACCCUCUCCAAGACACAGGGACAGACAAUCCUAACACCCUGCAUCACUCCAACCGACCCGGGAAGAUCAACCCCUACAAACAGAGCGACCUAACGAGAAAGAUCGACCACCCCUCUUGGGUCACCAACCGCCAGUCGGCCAGCCUGCUGUACCACUUCAACGUGCUCCAGAAAGAUGCUGAUAAGGAGAAGGCGUGUCUGUCGGGGUGCAGGAAGGAGCUGGAUGAAGCAGAGGCCUAUUGUGCCAGCGAAUUUGCGGUAAACGGAAUAGUUUAUGAUGUGGAAAGACUGGGGAGUGGAGUCCGCCUGGUUACCCUGCUGGUAAACAGCGAUGGAUUAUACAAGAUGAGUCGCCUCUAUAUCACCCCUGACGGCUUCUUCUUCCGAGUUCACAUUCUCGUGGUGGACACCUCGCACUGCAGUAAACCCUGUCCAGACUUGAAACUUGGAAGCAGAUACAUUGUGAUGGGUCAGAUCUACCACAAGAGGCGGCAGCUACCUGCAACCUUGCAGCAGUUCCUGAGAGGGCGCCUGCGGCCAGGAGAUGGACUACUCGGGAGCAGCAGCAGUUAUGUGAAAAGGUUCAACAGAAAGAGGGAUCGCAGAGUUCAAGGGACUCGCCCCAAAUGUAGAUGAGGAUGCUGUACUGCCUUUCUGGGGCUUGAGCUACCCCACAAAACUGGCCCUAGCUGGAGUGCUAACAGCUCGCCCCGAUGUGCAUUUGGUGCAUUACGCGCUAUAUAAAAUGCUGGUCCUUCCUAAUGUUUUAGUUCUGUUCUAUGUAGCUGGCAGUAGAUUGUGCAAAAUAGUGCAGAAAUCAGACCUAGGUCGCGUGGACAACAUUCAUAUGUUAGGGGGUGCUCUUCAGUAUGUUCCCAGACUAGUGGAUUAAUUUACUCCCUAUUGAGGAUUUAAAUUGCAAAGUCUGGAAAAACACACAUUGUAAAUAGUUUUAGGGCUGAAUCCUGUUGUUGGUGCUCUUGGAUACAUUACGAGUGGAGUUAGUGGAUUGACUCUGGCUGUUCAUCAAUUUACCCAAGAUGAGAAAUUUUCUCGAUUACUUAAAUACACGGCUUUGAAUAUUUAACAAAUAGGCCAUUAACAAAAGGAGCACCCAUACCCUUUACUUUUAACGUGUUGUAUGGUCACCUGUAUCUCAAAGUUUGCACAGCACAAAUAAACAUGUUUGGUUUAAAGCAGAAUAUCGAGUUUUCUGUCAGCCUAAAUCCAAUAAUUCUGACAACGUAGGUGGUUGUUCCCAGCACUUUGGUUUCCUUGGAUUACAUAGUACUGUUCUCCAAAAUAACCAGGGAACUAUGAAAAUCAUUUAGUUCAUGCCAUUUUUUCCAAACAUGAAGGUCUGCAUUUUCAUGUACUUUAGAGACAUGCAGAGUAUCUAGUCAAUGGCACACCCUG
Molecule: messenger RNA, 1983 nt
Organism: Gavialis gangeticus (Gharial)
Lineage: Eukaryota; Metazoa; Chordata; Crocodylia; Gavialidae
Gene: CUNH17orf58
Product: chromosome unknown C17orf58 homolog
Exons: 5
Coding region: 61-1203 (380 amino acids)
Molecular function (GO): protein binding
Source: RefSeq, a predicted model, not a curated record